Messenger RNA from Rhodamnia argentea, 1275 nucleotides. RefSeq lists its product as uncharacterized. The coding region runs from base 257 to 1090 and encodes 277 amino acids. The transcript has 4 exons. Lineage: Eukaryota; Viridiplantae; Streptophyta; Magnoliopsida; Myrtales; Myrtaceae. The record is from RefSeq and is a predicted model, not a curated record.
GCCCAGCUCCGCAAUUAGGGCAUCGGCAAUUCCACAUUGGGAGGAAAAUUUGCCCUUGUUCAUCUCAGAGCUCCGAAGAUAUUCCUUGGCCGGAGGCUCAUUCUUCGUUUCUCACUUUGGUUGAUUGGUGCUUAGAACGACUUCCAUCUCACCUCUUUUCUUCUCGCCGCCGUGUAAUACCAGCUGAAACUCAAUUUAGAGACGUCGCCAGGAGGUCUAGGCUGAUAUUGCCGUGGUUACUGUGGGAGUAGCAAAAAUGAGACGGCAGGGUCAAUAUAUGAAUGCUGGGGCAGAUGCAUAUGUCACUGCUCAGAUGCCGCACGGUCAACAGAUGGAUCAUAGCUCUGGUCAGUAUCAAGGAGAGCUAGAAGCCUUCACUCCUGAAAGAGAUAAUACAUAUGUUACUCCUAGAGCAGAUGGACACCGUGGAUGGGAAAGAGAUGGAUCAGAACCAUCGAGUGCAUUGGCUUCUCAUAUGCUUUAUGAAGGUCAGAGUGGUGAUGCAUCUAGAUCUUACUACCAAGGUCAGAAGCCACAUUUAAGACUUGCGUUGGAGAAGCAAGGCAACAAUGAUAUAAGACCCCAGACCCACAACAAAGAUGGGGACCAUGAAUAUGAGAAAGUCCCUUUUUCUCAAACUUUUGAAGGUCUUGAGGAGAAAUUUCUUGAUGACAUUACGAAGUUGGCCAAAGAAUUGAAUGAUGCAGAGGACGCUGAAAAUGUUAGACACAGAGAGAAAAUUAAUGCAAUCAAUGCUCAAUAUCAAGAAAAGCUAUCAGCUCUCCGCACCCGGCACGCUAGCCAUAGAGACGAGUUCCUCCUGAGGGAGUCGAACGCGCGGCAGCAACAGUAUCAGCAGGCCUUUAUGUCUAAGUACUCUAACAGCGGCAUGGGGCCGAGGGACCCUCAGGGCUUUGGUGGAAUCACCAGCUCAGCAACUGUUGGGGAAGCCUAUCGACCCUAUGAUGCCGAUCAGUAUGAUUCCUUCGAAGGUCGGGCACGUUAUUACGGAGGCGCGAGGGACCGUUUGGAGCCUAGAGGUCCGUACCCUGGAAGCCGUGCCUACAAUACAAGCUCGCGCUUUUAUUGAAUGUCGAGAUUAGCUUUGUCACUUAAUAAUCUCUACGUCCAUCCGAACCCGAUUUCACUCACACAUGCUGCUAUGCCGAGAAGCACUGGUUGUAUCGAUGUAGCACAUAGUUUAUCUCCUGCGGCUAGCCGGCUACUGCUCAUUUCUUGUUAUCAAUUCUCAGUAUUUGGUAACUUUUCAAUCUC